Recurvomyces mirabilis is the source of this 849-nucleotide messenger RNA. RefSeq lists its product as uncharacterized. NCBI's taxonomy places the organism in Eukaryota, Fungi, Ascomycota, Dothideomycetes, Mycosphaerellales, Teratosphaeriaceae. Bases 1 to 849 code for a protein of 282 amino acids. The record is from RefSeq and is a predicted model, not a curated record. The transcript has a single exon.
AUGUCUCCCAAGCGGAAGCGGACAACAUCAACUAGCGGCACUCCACUGCCCACCAUCAACACUUCUGUUCGGUUUGAUGCUGUUCCAGAAACUCCAGCAGACAGUCCGAGGACUACUGUUGCCGAAGGACUACGUAAUCUUGAUAUUGAUCGACCAUCACCAUUCACAGAUGAGCAGCAUGCGAUACCAGGCUCACCCUCUCCUAGGAAGCGUCUAAAGCGCAAUCGACAUCUCGUACCCGAGGACCGACAUGAUCCAUCUGUCACAACCUCAACGCCGGAUGCCACUGCUCAGUCGAUCGUCCAUCAACCAGUUGAUAUCUUGCUUGAAAUUGGUGAGACUCCGAAUCAAGCUUUCGAACCACCGCGGUCACUACAGUCAAUCACGCCUACCGUUGAGACUAUACGUGAUGAGCAGGCAAACACACCGAUGUUGCAGUCAAGAAGACUGUUCUCGCCACCACCCGCAUUCAACCGUUCACCGCCUGUCCAGCCCCGAGAAGAUGAAGCGAUGGAGACACUGGCCCAGUCAAACGACGAAGACAAUGUCGUUGAUUCGGCGACCUUGACCUGGCAAGAGGACGAGAUCACUGGGCAGGAUAUUGACCCGAGUGCCGAUGACGACGGUGAAGGCAUCAACGGCAUUGGGUUUCGGCCGACGCCUGCUAUUGCCUACGUUCGUAGCCAAAAGCGCAGACAGCAAGUCCAGGAGUGGAAGGCUCGGGAGGCAAGGGAGGCACGACAACGAAGGAUUGAACGAAGAAGGGGAGCAGCUGCAAUCAAUGCGAAAAACGGGCACGACGUCAAGCGUGCUGUGCGAUUUGCGGAGGUCAGCGUGAUGGAGCACUAG